ACGUGCACAUGCGCACAGGAGACCAGCCAAACCUUUAAAUAGCGUUCUGCGGGCGCAUGCAGCCUCUUUCCCUGCCGCCGCCGAGUUGCGCGGAGGCGGAGGCUUCGGUGUGGUCAAGAUUCGGCUUCACCCGUAACCCGCCGCCAUGGCCGAGGAAGGCAUUGCUGCUGGAGGUGUAAUGGACGUCAAUACUGCUUUACAAGAGGUGCUGAAGACCGCCCUCAUCCACGACGGCCUCGCCCGCGGAAUUCGCGAAGCCGCCAAAGCCUUAGACAAGCGCCAAGCCCAUCUUUGUGUGCUUGCAUCCAACUGUGAUGAGCCUAUGUACGUAAAGUUAGUGGAGGCCCUUUGCGCUGAACACCAAAUCAACCUAAUUAAGGUUGAUGACAACAAGAAACUAGGGGAGUGGGUAGGCCUCUGUAAAAUUGACCGAGAGGGAAAACCCCGUAAAGUGGUUGGAUGCAGUUGUGUUGUGGUGAAGGACUAUGGCAAAGAAUCUCAGGCCAAGGAUGUCAUCGAAGAAUACUUCAAAUGCAAGAAAUGAAUAAAUAAAAAUUUUGGCUCACUUUA
Messenger RNA from Chinchilla lanigera (long-tailed chinchilla), 570 nucleotides. RefSeq names its product ribosomal protein S12 (gene Rps12). The record is from RefSeq and is a predicted model, not a curated record. NCBI's taxonomy places the organism in Eukaryota, Metazoa, Chordata, Mammalia, Rodentia, Chinchillidae. The transcript is spliced from 6 exons. Gene Ontology annotation, biological process: translation. The coding region runs from base 146 to 544 and encodes 132 amino acids. Gene Ontology annotation, molecular function: structural constituent of ribosome. Gene Ontology annotation, cellular component: ribosome; cytosolic small ribosomal subunit.